AUGAACGGCACCUCGGAGGCCAAUGGUACAUCGAAGAAGGCAAAGUUGCUCUGGAAGCAUGCCUCGCCACAUUCCACGCCCAUGUACAAGUACAUGCAAAGAGUGAACAAGGUGUAUGGAAAAGACAUCUCAGAAUACCAGGAUCUUCACCAAUGGAGCGUGGACAACACCGACCAUUUCUGGCGCAGUAUAUGGGAUGUUGUUGGCGUCCGACAUGAAGGGCCAUAUUCGAUGGCUGUGGAUCCCAAAGCACCCAUGUUUCCUCGUCCCAUAUUCUUUCCAGGCACGAUGCUCAACUUUGCAGAGAAUCUGCUGUUCCCUACGCAGGAAGUUGAUCCCAAUUCGCCCGCCGUCAUCGCCGCGACAGAGACAACACGAGAAACCGUAACAUGGUCGGAGCUGAGAGAACAAGUCAGAAAAUGUCAGGCCGGCAUGCUGGCCAUGGGUUUGAAAGUGGAUGAUCGGGUCGCCGGUUAUCUUGCGAACCACACACACGCUCUCGUCGCAAUGCUCGCAACAACUUCUCUCGGUGGGAUAUGGACGGCUGUCAGUCCUGAUACUGGUGUACACGCUGUCCUUGAGCGCCUUCGCCAGAUUGAGCCGAAGCUCCUCUUCGCGGACAACGCUGCUUUCUACAAUGGGCGAAGUCAUCCCGUGUUGCCCAAGGUAGUGGACAUUGCACGCGACCUGCCCUCUCUACAGGCUAUUGUCGUUCUUCCGACUGUGGACUCAGUAACGACCGAAUUGGACCCUACUUGCUUGUCAUCUGGAACCGUGUACGAUUACGCGACAUUCAUCGCCUCAAAAAGUGUGACAGAGCUCACGUUCAAGCAACUUCCGCCAGAUCAUCCGGUCUACAUACUUUAUUCAAGUGGAACCACGGGGGCACCGAAAUGCAUUGUUCAUAGUGCGAUUGGUACUUUGCUUCAACACAAGAAAGAGCACAUUCUCCAUUGCUCGAUACAGCCCGGCUCACGUCUCUUUUACUUUACGACUUGUACCUGGAUGAUGUGGCACUGGCUCGUCUCAGGCCUAGCAUCAGGGGCAACACUUGUCCUUUACGACGGCUCCCCCUUCCGAUAUGUCGACGAAACAGAUCCUUCGACCUCAGUCGCAGAUGAUCUUGCUAUGCAUCGCCUCAUCGACGAGUUCCAAAUUACCCACUUUGGUACCUCCGCAAAGUACUUGUCCAUACUGGAGCAGAAGUCUGUCAACCCCAAAGCUGCAGGUCUACGACUGGACAAGCUUGAAGCUAUCUACUCCACAGGGUCGCCGCUUGCGCCAUCUACAUUCUCAUACGUGUAUUCGGCUUUCCCAAACACAAUAAACCUUGGCAGCAUCACUGGUGGUACCGAUAUCAUUUCGUUGUUUGGUGCUCCAAACCCUCUUCUCCCUGUAUAUGAAGGCGAAAUCCAAGGGCCGGGUCUGGGUAUGGCAAUUGCAGCAUGGGACUACACCGGAGCCGACAUUUCCUCCACCGGUGAACCGGGUGAUCUAGUUUGCACCAAACCGUUUAUAUGUCAGCCAGUCGCGUUCUGGGGGUCAGAGGGAGCGAACAAGUAUAAGAAGUCUUACUUUGACAUAUUUAAGAACGCGAGCGGUCAACCCAUUUGGCACCACGGCGACUUCGUACGUUUCAACCCCGAGACUGGUGGUCUCUGGAUGCUUGGACGUAGUGAUGGCAUUCUCAAGCCGGCUGGCGUCCGCUUCGGGUCUGCUGAAAUCUACAAUGUAGUGCUGGAGCACUUCCCCAAGGAAAUCGCCGAUGCCUUGUGUAUCGGCCGGCGGAGGGAGACUGACAUGGACGAGGCUGUUGUACUAUUCUUAAAGAUGACAGAAGGCCAUCAAUUGUCUUCCGAUCUCAUCAGCAAGAUAAAUUUGACCAUCAAGAAUGCUCUCAGUGCGAGACAUGUCCCGGCCGUGAUCGACGCGUGUCCUGAGAUCCCGAUUACCACCAACGGAAAGAAGGUUGAAGGAGCCGUGAAGCAGAUCCUUUGUGGAUUGAACGUGAAGACCAGUGCCAGUGUCGCAAACGUGGAGUGUCUGGACUGGUACCGGGAGUGGGCGAGGACACACUAA
Messenger RNA from Plenodomus lingam JN3, 2079 nucleotides. RefSeq lists its product as uncharacterized. Gene Ontology annotation, biological process: lipid metabolic process. Lineage: Eukaryota; Fungi; Ascomycota; Dothideomycetes; Pleosporales; Leptosphaeriaceae. The record is from RefSeq and is a predicted model, not a curated record. Gene Ontology annotation, molecular function: acetoacetate-CoA ligase activity.